GCUUAGAUAAAAUGUGUUUAUAUUUACUCUAGUCAUUUAAUCAUCGAUAUCGAAGGCAUUACCUAAAGAUUCCAAUACAUCAUGUUGCGACAUUUUAUGUUAUUUAAUUUCGUAUUCUUGAGUAUUAAAUGUGAGGAACCUCACUGCUCACGAUUCCAUUACGAGGAUCAACUUCUUGACAAGAUGAUACGUCUGGAAAUUAAAGUUGAGGCGAUGGAGAAAGAAAUAUUGAACACUAACAAACAGGCAUUAGAAUCACUUAGGGAGCUGAAAGACGUAAAGGAUAACUUCCAAAGAGAUUAUGUAGAUGUGAAGAAUAAUAUCCAAACUGACUUUAAAGAAUUGAAACAAAAUAUCUUGGAGGAUAUCAACACUGUAAAAGAAAAAGUGUUGACACCAACAAUACUGUUCAAGGCCCGUCAGCCCGCAGAUGUAAGUCUGGAAACAGGCCAGAUUAUCGUAUUCAACAAGAUAAUGACGAACAGAGGCGGUGCUUAUGAUAACGUAACCGGCAUUUUCACUGUCCCUAUAGCUGGAACGUAUCUUUUUACGAGUCAUUUGUGUGUGUUUGGCAAGAAAACAUUUUACUAUGGCAUUGUCGUUGACAAUAUAAUUGAAACCUCGGGUCGCUUUUAUGAGGAUUACUCCGAGACUUGCCAUACGGCUGAUGCUAUGCUAGUUCUUGAAGCUGGGCAGAAAGUUUGGAUGAAGUGUGUAGCAGGACAAACGAAUAAUGUUUUAUACGAAUACAACUCGUCAAGUUACAUGUAUUGGAACACAUUUUCUGGCAUGUUAGUUCACAAGUAAAAUAGCAUGGGAUUUCAUCUAAAUUAUUUUGAAUCUUUGGGAAAGAUUGCAAUGACAAGCACAUUACACAUUCAUUGAAAACUCCCCCUGCUGACAUCAUUAUUGAACUGUAAUUUUUACAGUUUUGAGUUUCACAAUCUGAUAUGCUAUAUCAUUCUUCCUUAUUUUUGCAAACAGCGCCACAUUGUGAAUCCAGUGAAAAUAUGGUUUCUUUUUCAACUUGAAUGUUUUAUAUUACAAUAAUGUUACGGAGUAGAAUCUGCAUCAAGGAAGAAUAUUAAAGUUAUACUAUUUCUGAA
Messenger RNA from Mercenaria mercenaria, 1106 nucleotides. RefSeq names its product collagen alpha-1(X) chain-like. The coding region runs from base 82 to 807 and encodes 241 amino acids. Lineage: Eukaryota; Metazoa; Mollusca; Bivalvia; Venerida; Veneridae. Gene Ontology annotation, molecular function: protein binding. The record is from RefSeq and is a predicted model, not a curated record. The transcript is spliced from 2 exons.